UGAGAGCAGGACGGAGAGACCUGCACCUGCAGCGAGGGUCCUACACGGGACACCGCCGCCGCCGCCGCCCCGGGAACCAACGCCGCCAGGAGGAAAAUGAGUCUUGAUGGAGACAGUGAGACAGUGAUCGAGAACCCGGCAGCUGUCAAUCAACACUUUCACUCCGAGAAAACAUCGCAACCAGGGGUCGCAGAAACCAAGCGGGAGCAGAACUGGCUGAGAGGGUUUCACUCCACCACUCACGCUCACAGGCUGCUGAGGCUGCUGGCAGCUGUGUGUGCACUCGGACUCCUGGGAGGUUUGGCUGUGGGCGUCUGGUUUCUAGUGAAGCUUCUGCUGAGGCCGUCCUUGCCCCAGAGUGCAGUGGGACUUGGGGACACAAAGGAGACGACGCUCUGCAACGUGACAGAGGACAUUUCCAUCUCUGACCACAGGAAAGUGUUUUACAGAAUCAGCCCGGAGAACUCCCUGCUGGAGAUCCAGCUGGAGACGCUGCAGCGCACCUGGCUGCCCGUGUGCUACGAGAGGUGGAACUCAUCGCUGGGGACGCUGGUGUGCAGACAGCUGGGAUAUCUGAGAGUGACCCAGCACAAAGGAGUGAAUCUGACAGACAUCGGGCCAAACUACACAGACGGAUUUAUACAAAUUAGCUCGGAGAAGCAGAGCAGUCUGGAGACGAUGUGGCAGUUCAGGGGGAGCUGCAUCACGGGGAAGGUGAUCGCUCUGCAAUGUUUCGAGUGCGGGACGCGAGCGAAGCUGCCGAGGAUAAUCGGGGGGGAGGAGGCAGCGCUGGGCCGGUGGCCGUGGCAGGUGAGUCUGUACUACAGCGACCGUCACACCUGUGGAGGCUCCAUCAUCACCAGCCAGUGGGUCGUCACAGCUGCUCACUGUGUUCACAACUACAGGCUGCCGCACGUUUCCAGCUGGCUCGUCUACGCCGGCAUUGUCGCGCGCAGCUCGGCGAAAGCGCCUCGGCACGCGGGACACGCGGUGGAGAAGAUCAUCUACAACAAGAACUACGACCACAGGAGCCACGACAGCGACAUUGCUCUGAUGAGACUGAGGACGCCACUGAAUCUCUCAGACACAGUUAGACCAGUGUGUUUGCCUCAGUACGACUACGAUCUUCCAGGAGGAACUCAGUGCUGGAUUUCUGGAUGGGGAUACACACAACCUGAUGGCGUUCACUCCCCUGACACACUAAAAGAAGCACCAGUUCCUAUAAUAAGCACAAAGAAGUGUAACAGCUCAUGUAUGUACAACGGAGAGAUCACAGCGCGGAUGCUUUGUGCCGGAUACACGGAGGGAAAAGUGGACGCGUGUCAGGGCGACAGUGGGGGUCCUCUGGUCUGUCAGGAUGAAAACGUGUGGCGGUUGGUUGGCGUCGUCAGCUGGGGGACAGGAUGCGCCGAGGCCAACCAUCCGGGAGUUUACACUAAAGUGGCCGAAUUCUUGAGCUGGAUCUAUGACAUUAUUGAGAGUUACUGACACUGCUGAUGAUGAUGAUGAAAUCACUGUUGAAGACAAUCACAGAAUUCAGAGUUCAUGUUUCUACUUUCAGUGUGUGUUGUGUGACGUACACAUGAAGACAGAGCGGAGACAUCGAGGAUGCAUGUUGUCCUUUUGUUUUUCAUGUAUUAAACAUAAAU
Molecule: messenger RNA, 1649 nt
Organism: Solea senegalensis (Senegalese sole)
Lineage: Eukaryota; Metazoa; Chordata; Actinopteri; Pleuronectiformes; Soleidae
Gene: tmprss5
Product: transmembrane serine protease 5
Exons: 13
Coding region: 97-1488 (463 amino acids)
Biological process (GO): proteolysis
Cellular component (GO): membrane
Molecular function (GO): serine-type endopeptidase activity
Source: RefSeq, a predicted model, not a curated record